CGGGGGGCGGGAGCUCGAUGCAGCCAGCUCCUCCCGCUAGCCCUGGCUUCCGCCACACCGACCCCGCCAGCGGAGCUCGCCGCCGGGGCGAGCCGUCACGUGAGCUCGCCAGAGACCCGGAAGAGCGGCCGGCGGCAUCACCGCGCGGCUUCGACUCCGGCGGACUCGGCUUGCUGCGAUGCGGGCCGCCUGGGGCGCCGCGUACUCGGCCGCGGCCGGCCUGCUGGGGGCGCUGGCCGCCUGCUCCGCUAAACUGGCUCUGGGCGCCGAUUACCUGCGGGAGGCGUGUGCGGCUGCGGCCGGAGGGGAGGAGGCGGCCGCCGGCGCCUGUGUCUGGUUACACGUGGUGCUCAGAGUAGGAUGCGUCGGUCUGGUGUUUGCAUGCAAUGCUGUCAUGUGGACCUUCUUUGCAAAAGCCCUCCACCACUCCUCUUCCUCAGCGACCGCCACAGUGACAACAACAGCCUCCAACUUCAUCUCUUCGGCUUUCCUGGGCAAGCUGCUCUUUGGAGAGACUCGUGCACUCUUGUGGUGGGUAGGGAUCAGCGUGACACUCUGUGGACUCCUGCUGCUGCACACAGCUUCACCUCACACAGAACAGCAGCAUUCUGAGAAGAAGGACAAAUAGAAACUAAACCCACUGGAUUAGUUUGUGUCAACAAUCUAAUGACAAAAUCAGCCUUCAGGCCUUUCUGCUGUAGGUGGGUGAUGCUCCUGCAGACUUGCUCCUUGAAUGAUUCCCCCCCGCCCCAUGUUGCUGUCAUGGUUACAGGGCGAACUGUGCUUUGUUUUUUGUUUUUUUGUUUUUUUACUCCCUCCCCUUGAGUGAUAGGCCUGACUGCCUGCUCCUCACUCCGGGCGGAACUAUGCAGUCCAACCACUCUGGCUCUGGGUCUCAGACUCCUUGUUUCUCAACCACGUGAUCUGAGGCCCAGCUGAGUGAGGCAUCUGUAAGCCUUUUCGCUCUGGGGACUUGUGACCAGCAAAGUGGUUAAAAGUGACUCAAAACAGCUUCUUCAAAACAAUGCAUCAUGUAUUCCUUUCCACGGAGCAAAGAGUACAAACAUUAAAGGGCUACAUGCAGAUUUCCCUUAGCCUAAGCCUUAAUCUUUCCUUGCCAGCUUUCAUGUGUCUCAGCCAGGCCUGUCGUCUCUGUCUACAUUGGGAAAAGCUGACUGCCCCUGCUGCAAUUGCUGUGUCUCUGUGUCCCCUUGCCAGCCUGUCAGCUCUCACUGACACUCCCAGGGCAGCCUCUUGCCACUCCUGCAGCCCUCACCCUUUUCUAGGCCUAGGGUCCUCUAAUGUUUAGUAUCCUCCUCUUGAUCCUAGGCUUAGCCUUAGGAAGAGCAAUCUAGCCUGGCUGGAGUCUACUAGGAGUUAUUCCCCCAAUAAACAGCUUUUCCGUUGCUUCCUCAGAACCCUCGUCUAUGUUAUUGUGUUACCUUUCCUGCUUGGGUCCUCUAACAACCCUUUUGCUCUACCUCCAUGGUAAGUGACCCAUCAUAAACACACACAGCCAUGCACCAUAUUUAUAGAAAAUAGUACAGCUAUUUCCUGGUUGCAUUGUCUGUUUAGGACCUCAGAGACUGUGACAACAGGGCUGGAUUAAGGUGAACUAAAGCAUUUGUACUGUACCAUGAAGUAGAACAACACAAACGGUUUCAUUUCUGUACGCUGUGAGGCACCUAGCACUCUGUUCUUGGUAAAUAAUAUGUGCCACAGUGUUGGCAGGUGGCUAUUCAAGGAGUCAGGAGGGAAUUCUUGUCUCUCCAAGCCAGUGGUACAAUUCUUGGAGCAAUUCCUAUUUUACAUUUCAGCAGGCAAAGGUAUGAUACUGUGUAUCGAAUCAUUGGCCCAAACUCUGCUCCUGUUUAUUCCUAAACUCUUGGAUGUCACUAGGGUUGCGUGGAUGUACUUGAAAGCAAGAUUUGGCUAAGAGUCUGUAGAGAUGGAAGAGACUUGUUAAUUCAUCUGCUGCAGUCUGUUCACUGACCAGGGUGGGGUUGUUCCCUUGUCUAGUUCUAAAUGUCCCAAACAAUGUGUGUUCCACCGCUUCCAGGGCC
This is a messenger RNA of Mauremys mutica (yellowpond turtle), 2063 nucleotides long. It is a transcript of the gene TMEM42, whose product is annotated as transmembrane protein 42. Bases 179 to 628 code for a protein of 149 amino acids. NCBI's taxonomy places the organism in Eukaryota, Metazoa, Chordata, Testudines, Geoemydidae. The transcript has 3 exons. The record is from RefSeq and is a predicted model, not a curated record.